UCAGCGAGUCUGCCCGGAGAUGACCGGAGGCAGCUGUGAACUGGAUGCCCAAGCCCUCCGCAGCACCGCUCCCCUGCCCCUAAAUCUGGGUAGAGAAUUCAAUUCGUUAUCAGUUUAAUUCCACAAACAUUCAUUAAGCACUCACUCUGGGUGGGGCACUGUGUAUAUGAUGUGUUUGUAUGUUGCCUCCCCGAUUAGUCUAUGAGCUCCUUGAGAGCCAAGACUGCUUGCCUUUCUUUGGAUCCCCAGCGAUCAGCACAAGGCCUGGCUGCUAGCACCUAGUCGUCAAUGCUAAUUAAUUGACUGGUGAAAUGUCUGAAAAGCUAAGAAGAUGCAGAAAGGAGCUGACAGCAGCCAUUGACCGUGCAUUUGAGGGCAUCAGCCAUUCUCAAGAGUGCCCAAGUCAGCAAAAACCAGACUUGGACACUUCACCUUCUUCCUUCACUAUUCAGAUGAACAAACUCCUUUGCAGGCAAUAUCCUUCCACCACUUCCUAUGUUGGUCAGUUUGCUCCUGUUUCCUGUGCUCCUGAAAAUGAGAACCCUGUCUUUGUACCAAACCAUAUCCCAGUAAAUAUGAAGCCACAUACUUUAUGCCCUAAAAGAAAACCUUUGACCAGCAAGGAAAAUGUGUUGAUACAUUCCUCGAUUGUUGUACCUGAAAGGCAGUUUCUGAGAGCCACUGGAGAAGGGGAAAGUUGGAGAAAAGAAAGUUUAAGGAAAGAUGUGGAUAGAUAUUUGAAAGUUGAAGCCAACGUUCCUCUCAACAAUUCCAAUCAAGAAAUCACAAAGGAUCUACUUGAUAUGAUUGACCACACAAGCAUCCGAACUAUUGAAGAAUUGGCUGGAAAGCUAGAAUUUGAAAAUGAGUUAAACCGGGUUUGCAGUCGCUCAGAAGAUUCCCCCUUUAAAGAGGAAGUCCUGGCCCUCUUCAUGGAUGAGAGCCCACACAAGGCCACAGAAGCAGAAGCAAGUUGCCUAAAGCCAACUUUUGAUGACCAGAAUAUCAUAGAAACCGUCCUGGAUUUGGAGGAGGACUAUAAUUUGAUGACCUCUUUUAAAUACCAUAUUAAGUAAGAGUAGUUCAUUUUAGCUUUAGUUUUUUUCCCUUAAUUUUUGUAGUACUUAGUCAGUACUAGCUGGGAAGGCGGUAGCUCAGGAAUGCACAAGGGCUUCUGACAACCAGCUCCUUAAAAGAAUGUCCCAGACUCUGUCAUGUGAGUUCCUGCACCUUUUCUUUCCCAGAUCUUGCCAUCCCUAUCCUUCUUCUACCCAAGUUUAGUUUUUAUAUUUCUUUUUCAGGAGUGUUUUCCUUACUCUUGGUUUUGCUUACUUUCCUCGACACCUUAAAUCUGUUUCCUAAUUGAUUACAGAUAUAACCAGUGCUCAAUGGCCUGUGAGCUGGUCAUCUCCCAGUUUGCUGCAUCCCUAGCGAGCCUGGUGCCCACUUAGCAUCAUAACAUUUAGAGCUGGAGAGACUUGAGAGUAUUAGUCUAACCUCAUUUAGAGUUGAGGAAACUGAGGUCCUGCCUUCCUCGGAGAUCAGCACUCUGACAAGAAAGUUCAACGGUGGUCUGAGAUUUAGCGUGUCUUCCCAGUGGUGAUGUGUCCACUGUUCUGGGCCUAGAGAGGAGGGCGCCCCCCCCAAAGGGCACAGAGAGCUCAGGACAGGAAGCGGAGCAAUUCCUGCUUUCUUAGGUGGGGAGGAAACCCCCUAGUCUGGAGUGUGAGCAGACGGGACGGUGGCUGAGAGAACCUUUCCCAAGACAGCCCCUGUCAGUAAGAGCCCUGCUGCGCAUCCAGCUCCUCAUCCCAUCCCCUCUGUUCCCUGUCCCUGGGGCUUACUGAGUCAGUCCUGUCCUGGUGCAUUGGGGGAAGGGAAAGGAGGCUGCCCAGAACCCACAUACCACCCCUACACCAUAGACUGUUAGACUGUUAGAAUCAUAGCACAGAGUGCUGGAAGAGGCUAAUUGAACCCUGAGAUGUCAGGUGACUUGCCCAAGGUCACAGAGGUACCAAGUAGGACAGAAUGUAAGCCCAGAACCUCCUCCUUUAUUCCAUGCUUCCAUUCUUCCUAGACCUAGGUCUUCCUCAUCAGUGGCUCCAUCCUGGCAGCGUGCUUUCUUCAGUGCCCAAAUUCCCAUUAGGUCAUCUCUCCUGUAUGAAAAAGGAGACAGACUUUAAGAAUAAAAGGAUUG
Molecule: messenger RNA, 2197 nt
Organism: Vombatus ursinus (common wombat)
Lineage: Eukaryota; Metazoa; Chordata; Mammalia; Diprotodontia; Vombatidae
Gene: CUNH3orf62
Product: chromosome unknown C3orf62 homolog
Exons: 4
Coding region: 312-1076 (254 amino acids)
Source: RefSeq, a predicted model, not a curated record